Messenger RNA from Dissoconium aciculare CBS 342.82, 3671 nucleotides. RefSeq lists its product as uncharacterized. Gene Ontology annotation, molecular function: double-stranded DNA binding. Lineage: Eukaryota; Fungi; Ascomycota; Dothideomycetes; Mycosphaerellales; Dissoconiaceae. Gene Ontology annotation, biological process: maintenance of mitotic sister chromatid cohesion; mitotic sister chromatid cohesion. The record is from RefSeq and is a predicted model, not a curated record. The coding region runs from base 203 to 3520 and encodes 1105 amino acids. Gene Ontology annotation, cellular component: SMC loading complex; chromatin. The transcript has a single exon.
UUUCAUGUGAGAGGUGCAGGGAAAAUCAGAGGAGUCUCGUGAUUACAGUUUAAACUUGCGAACCACGAAGCCUGAUAUGAUCAAAUUGUGGAGCUCGUAUUACGAAACCUAGAAGUUGCCAUAACAAUGAUCACAGCUCAUCGACAAGAGGGCAACGAUCAUUGUCCGCGGGUAGACGACACUCGUUCUGGGAGAGCGCAAGAUGCCUUACAAUCCUAAUUAUCAAGACGAGACUUACGGUGCUGAUGGAUAUGCCUCCAACCAUGACUCAAGUAUGCAGUCUCAUGCGCAGGCGCAGGCGCCAAUGUUCCACAGGAAUCCUCAGAGAACGUAUGCCCAACCAUCGGUACAGAUGAAUAGCAACGCGUUGCAGCAGCCUCUGUAUGGCCAACAACAACAACAUCAUCAACAACAACAACAGCAACAGCAACAGCAACAUGUUGCUGGAUUACCCUCAAUGACCUAUGGGACCACUGCGUAUUAUGAUCAAAGCUUGUCUUCAACUUACUACCAACCGAUGGAAUAUGGAGUCAACUAUCAACAAUCAUUUGCACAGCCCACAUCGAAUUAUGGCUCACCGAGCACAGCUCGACUCGGCAGCGUUUCCUUGCUCUCCGCUGACCCUGGGACUGGCUAUAAUGCACCUACCGCCUUCUCACAGCCUUUGUAUCAGCAGCAAUCCUCACAGUCCGGCGCCAUGGCGCAAUAUCAGAUCCCGCAACUACAGCAUGCCCCAGCGCAACCUCCGUUCUACGGGCGACAGCUUCAGACGUCCACAUUUGAUGGCAGCAAUGAUAUUCCUCCAUCACAAGUGCUCGCCAACCAGCACGGCACCCAAUCUCAUCUGCUUCCACGGCCUCAAUCUUCACCUUCUUCCCAUGUGAUGCCCCCCAAUCCAGACCGUCGUCAUUUUUCCGCUGAUCAGCAGUCACAUGCUGUCAAUACCUAUCCUAAUCAAAGUCCAAACAUGGCAUUGAAUGCAUCAAUUUCAGGAGAGUCGAGGCCUGCAGUGGCGUCAUUGCCUCGAUCAACCUCACAAUUUGUUGUACCAGAAUCUGGGCAAAAUCGUCCGAAUCUUCAGCAACAACCCAUGUCCCAGCCCAGCUCUCGACCUUCGAAUCACUUGCAGGCUCCUCAGAAACCUUAUGAACAACCUCAAAUCCGCGAGAAACAAACUCCGGCUCAUCUCCAACAUGCACAAAUAUUAACACAACCCUCAAUACCACCACAAGUGAAAGCGGAAUACCAAACCCAGGCCUCGGUUCUGCCAGCACCUCAAAUACCAGUCACAUCUGAGGGGCCAAAGUUGGCCACGUCCCUGAAACCUCAGCAAAAGAGCGCAACUAAAAAGCUGCCGACCAAUCGUGGCGGCCAAACGACUCAGGGUCCUUCCAGGGCUCCUGCUCAUACUGUGAAACGACAAAAGUCAGAAGGUGUCGCGGCAACGGUCACGUCGAAGUCUGGCCCCAAAGUCAACGGACAUGCCCACAUGCAGGCGGCACGACAAUUGCCGGCAUCAUCGCCGCUAACAGAGCUUGCUUCCUCCCAGUUUCCACCAACGCCUCCAAACCACCCGAGCGUUGACUACCAAGCGGCGUUAUUGACUUUGUCGGACGAAUACAUUACUGCCGCUUACAGCAUCAGUACGUCACUUGCUGGAGGCGAAGUGGUGGAAGAUCGGUUGGACGAAUAUUUCGCCCUGUUGAGCACAGGUAUGAGUUGCCUUGAGUCGGUGCUCAACAACUAUCGCAUAUUGGACGCUCGAAAGGAAGCUUGCAUCCGUUUAAGAUUAGCCAGCCUCAUGUACGAAGAAACUGACAACGAUUCGGAUGCUGAGGCGAUACUCACGAAAGGCAUUGCACUUUGUGAAAGAGCGCGCCUUUCCGAUCCCAAAUAUUCCAUGCAUCAUCUCCUGGCCCGUAUCUGGUUCAAAGCCGGUCAGGCUCGAGCCGCGAUGAAAGCGGUCGAUAAGCUCAUUGACGAAGUGCAAAAGCUUCACCUGACGCAUUGGGUUUACGUAUUCAGAUUCUUGCGAGUCUCGUUCGGAUUACAAACGGAUACAGCUCAUCAGGAGCUAGGGGCGCUUGUUAAACAGCUUGCAGCCGUUGUUGUCGCGGCAUCCCAAACUCACGCCGUUGCUGUCAUUAUUGUCGCCAGUGGCAUGGAAGCACUGAUGCAUCUCCGAGCGCAAACACCGGACAGUGUCGAUCUUGCUCAGAGAGCACUCGCAACAGCACGUACACACCAGCUCUCUGCAGAAAUGGCGGCCAUGCCUCAAGUACGAGCCCUUUUGGAUGCUGCUGAUCUUGCCUGCCACUUGACACGUUUGAAUCCAGAUCAGGCCACAACCAAGUUGUCAAAUUUUCGCAAAAAUCUGGAUGACUACUACGAAGAUCCUGAACAGAGCAAGGAUGGAUGCUGGCUCCUACCGCUUUCUGAAUUUGCGGCCAAUUCUGAUGACAUUGAGCGAGAUACCGGCGGAAUUCUGAGACAGACUCCUAUGGGUCAGUAUGGACUAUCAAUGUCAUGGCUGACACGGACUCAGGCGACAACUCUUGGAUUUCUAUUGAGCGGUGUCACUAGUUUACAGAAGGCCAAUAUCGAGCAGAUGCCGGAGACGUUUCUCGGCGAGGGAAUCAGCCUUAACAAGGUAGCCCUUGAGAACAAUCGGGAAUCUUUGUCGACAGCCUCUCGACACACAUCCUGGCAGGAUCGGAUGCGCAUCACCCUGCAAGCCUACGUGGUGUUCUCACGGUGCGCUCGGGCUGACUGGGAGGUUGCGAUGAAAGGUAUGGGUAGUAUCCGCCAGUACAUCGUGACGGCAGGAGUCACCUUGGACGAGGACACUGCGGUCCUAGUCGACUAUCUCGAAGCCAUCGGUAAGCAUGGCUUAGGUCAUCUUAAGCAAGCUCUAGACCUGUACCGCAAACCAAGUCUGCGAUUGCCCGCAGCACUGGACAGCAGAGCUUUUCAAAGCAUCAAUUCCGCGCAUCUAAAAGUGCUAGCAGCAUUAAACAGCAUCCUCAUAUUGCGCAAACUCGGGGCAUCGGCAGAGGCCGAUGCUCUCUUGCAUCGGAUAGAGCCAAUGUGCAUCACACAAUAUAGCAGCAACGGCAGCGAGCACGGUAACAAAGCCAUGGAGUCGGCUUUCCAUGCCCUGAAAGCCACCGCGCCUGAGAUGACCAUCAUCAAGACUAAGCAAUACAUUCAAUUUGCCAUUGGAGCGGCGCAGAAGGUGGGGAACGAUCGCCUGCUGAACAUCGUGAUGAAUCACAUGACGCAUCUGUUCUUCGCCAACAUUGUCGGCAGACAGGCCGAGCAAUCGGCGAAGGUGGGCCGUGCGCUGGCCAAAAGAUCAGGAGACCGUUUGUGGAUGGCUGUGGCCGACCGCAUGUUGUGUGAAACAGCAGAGAAGAGUGGAAACAUGACUGAGGCGCAGACCGCAAUUCAAGAAGGCGAGCAAGCCAUGUCGCGACUGCCGGAGUCAUUGAAAGCAGCACUCUUUGCUCCGGAGCUUUAGGUGUUUUGAAUGCUUGGUGUUGGGGGGUUUAUGUACGUGUGGUAAUCGUUAAGCUUAAGAUUCUAUUUAGCAAAGUUACAUUAGUAAAUCAUGGGGCCCAGUCCCUCAGAACUCCUCUUGCUCUCUAAAGAAUAGUCCAAAUGCGAUGAUC